AUGGAAGAGGAGGAGUCAAGUGAAGAAGAGGAUGAGCUCCCCAUGUACCAAGAGCACUAUGAUGCUCUUUUCUCCAUGGACUUCAUGGACACCAAGUACCCACAUGUUGACACCAUGAAGGCCCUUGGAAUCUUUGAAGAUGUGGAGUUGGUCCUCAAGAACAUGCACUUGGCCAAGCUCUUCUCCUACCACAUGGAAUCCUACAAGGAGCUCACUUGCGAGUUCCUAGCUUCAAUGAGGUACCACAUGUAUGAGGAAGAAGAUAGAGCUGAUUUGGACCAAGGAUUGGGAUGGAUCACGUUCUUGGCUAAGGGAGAGAAGAGAAUGGUGACCUUUAGGCAGCUGGAAAUCUUGUUUGGGUUCAACUAUGGAGAGGGAACCAAGUGGAACUUCAAGGAAAAGGAACUCCAAAGGGUUUGGGCUACAAUCGCUGAUGGAGUGUACUCUUCCUCAAGGUCCAAGGCAGCUCAGAUCAGGAGCCCAGUCUUGAGAUAUGUGCACAAGGCACUUGCCAACACCUUCUUUGCAAGGAAGGCAACCGGGACAAUCAACGAGGGGGAACUCAAGUUUCUUGACAUGGGAAUCAAGCCCCUUCUCUCACGCACAAGCGAUGGCAAGAGGAUAAGGGGAGAUAGGUCUGACACAUGGAACUUGAUGCCUUUCCUUGACCACCUCCUCACCUACAAGAUCACGGCUUACAACACUAGGCACCAAAGAGGAAGAAAGCUUAGUAUUGGAGGGCUCAUCACACCUAUCUUGUGUGCUGCUGGAGUAAACCCAACUGAUAGGAGAGCUACUGAACCAGGUUGGAUGGACAUCAAGUUCUGCAAGACCAACCUCCUCAUUGAGCACAAGGAGUUAGAUGGGAGGUUCCAAUUCAAGUUCACACAUCCAUUGGUUGGACCCUCCAAGUUUCUCCUGCCUAACCCAGAGCUCACCACAGUUGUAAGGGGUGAGAACAUUGAUUUUAGACCCCCUGGGUACACAUUAGUUGGGCAUGAGGAUGAUCUGCGAGAAGAGGAGCCUGAGCUCGAUCGAGCUGAUCGAGCUGAGGGUCGAGUUGACCUGGAGGAGCCCCUGUUUGAGAACCCUGGAUUCGAGUACGAUCCAACCCAGUACCAGGACUUCUCCUCAGACCAACUGGACCCCUACAACCGCUUCGAGCAAGCACAGCUCCACCAAGGCCAAGGAAGCCACACACUUUCAACGAUGAAGAAGAAGAGGAAGAGGAGCCGCAAGCUCGAUCGAGUGAGCCAAGAGGCAACCCAGUUGCAUGGAGUGCUCCUGAUGGCCGUCUACCAUCUCCAGACCACGACCUAG
This is a messenger RNA of Microthlaspi erraticum, 1320 nucleotides long. The record is from the annotation of a GenBank genome assembly. Lineage: Eukaryota; Viridiplantae; Streptophyta; Magnoliopsida; Brassicales; Brassicaceae.